ACAUCAGUUACGUUUACACGCAGCGCCAAACUGUCAGUUGAGAUGCCAGUUGAGGCUGUUAGCAGUCGAAGUCUGCAGUUUGCUCGUUUCUUCGCAAACCUGAGCGGAUGAACGGCGACAGGAGCGGCAGAACAGCGACUCAUUGAACCAAAGACGACGGAAAGACAGCCAUGGGAGGCCUGCUAUCCAGAUGGAGGAUGAAGCCGACCACAGUGGAGCAGCUGGAGAACCUGGACAAGGAAAUCAAAGAGCUGGAGGAGUUCAGAGCCAAAAACCAGCGGCUGCAGAAGCUGUGGGUGGGCCGGCUGCUUCUCUACUCGUCUGUUCUCUACCUGCUGACGUCUCUGGUCGUCUACUGCCUCUACCUGCCUGAGGAGUGGCUGCAGAGGAUCGCCAUGGCCCUGCCUUUCUUCAUCUACCCCGUCCUCGUUUGGUUCAUCAGGAAGUUGUUGAUUUUCCUCUUUUCCAAACGCACCGAGAGAAACAAUGAUAAACUGGAAGACCUGAAGGUUGUCAAAAAGAAGAUUCUGGAGGAGGUGAUGGAAACAGAGACGUACAAAAACGCCAAACUCAUCCUGGAACGCUUCGACCCUGAAGCCAAGAAGAAAGCUGAGCUGGAGUCGACUCCAGUGCGUUCUCCGAUGACUCCCAGACCCGGACAAGAACUUCGGCAGAGGGGCGUCCCGAUGAUGCCGAUGGGAACGCCGGCCGCGAUGGGAAUGACGCCGCCACCCGGAGCCCGGCCGAUGAUGGGCCCAGGAGGGACACCUGUGGAACCUGUUCCUCUCUCAGCUCCAGGAGGACCGCCGGAGAGAUCCGCUCUGUCGGCCUCCGUCCUGCAGGGGGCAGCACCCAGGACGCCCUGUUCCCCCAUACCUGGUGUAGGUCUACAUCCUCCAGGUCCUCCGCUAGCCAGACCCAUCCUCCCCAAAGACAGAGGAGCUGUGGACAGAGUCAUCGAGUACCUGGUGGGGGACGGACCGCAGAACAGAUACGCUCUGAUCUGCCAGCAGUGUUUUUCUCAUAACGGCAUGGCGCUGAAAGAAGAGUUUGAAUAUCUCGCCUUUCGCUGUGCUUAUUGCUACUUCUUGAAUCCGGCCAGAAAGACUCGUCCUCAGGCCCCCAGACUGCCAGAGUUCAGCUACGAGAGGAGGCUGAGGGCUGAGUCCCGCUCCCCAGGACCAUCACCUCGUUCUGGGACGGACACGGAGGAGAGCGCGCCCCCCUCUGGAGAUGAGAAAGAGAUCGGAGAUGACGAGGGACCCGUGAAGGAGGCAGAGAGCCAAUCAGAGGAGCCGACACAGCAGCAGGAGGAGGAGGAAGAGGAGGUCCAGGAGGAGGAAGAGGAGGAGAAGGAGGAAGUCCAGGAGAAGGAGGAGAAGGAGCAGAUCCACAGCGACUCCUGUGAACCUGAAUCUCAGCCGUCGUAGCUUCAGAGACGAAGGAAGGACGAGUCGGAGCAGAAGGCGUUGGUCAGAGGAGGAAACACUGAUGGAUUAGUUUGAGUUAAAGGUGGAGAAACACUGGAGUUUAUUUAUACAGGAAGUCCAGAUCCAGUCAGAGAAAGUUUAUUCUGGAGCAUCUCAUCAAACAGACGCUGUUCAGAGUGGUUUCUAAGUGAAAUCAGAUCAAACUGUUCAGGCAACGUGAAAAAGAUAAACACAGAGCUGACUGAUAAAAACAAAACAGAACAACAAAAACGACACACAGAACAACAAGUAAGACGAAACACAAAAUGACAGAAGUAAGACAAAAACACGAGCAAGACAGGAAACACAAAAUGACAAAAACACGAGACAAACGACGAGUUGGACAACAAAGAAAAAACAAAAACAAGACAAAAUAUUACAGAGAUGAGACACAAAAUAACAAAAAAUAAGAAACGAGACAGAAAUAAGACAAAUUUACAAAGCCACAAAAACGUACACAAAUGAGACCUAAAGGAAACAAAGCAACAAACACCAAAAAUGAAACAUAAGGCAAAAACCAACAGAAACAUGACAAAAUAUUACAAAAGAGACACAAACAACAAAAACGAUACACAAAUCAACAAGUAAAGCAAAACACAAAAUGAUACAAAUAAGACAAAAAACACAAGCGAGACAUAAAAGUAAUAGAAAACGAGAAAAACAAGACGAACGACGAAGUCAGACAAAAAACGACAAAAUAUUGCAAAAAUGAGAAAAAUGACACGAAACAAAAGCGACAGAAAUUAGACCAAAGAAGUUACAAAGCAACAAAAAAAUUGUCAAAAAUUACAUGAAUGACACAAACAAGACAUAAAGGAAACACAAAACGACAAAAAGAGAAACAAAAUAUUACAAAAACGAGACGCACGAAAGAAAACCGAAGAGAGAAAGUUAGACAAAAGUUGUGACAAAAAUGACAAAACACGUAAUAAAGUCUAAUAAUUCAAAUACAGUUCAGGCAAGUUGAAUAAAAUGAACACAGAAGUGAUUAAAACAGAUCACGUAAGAUAAAAGUUAAAUACUGAAACCAGAGUCCUUCUUUAUAACAGCUGUCACACAGGAGUCAUACACGGAGAAUCUGAAGCUGCAUCACCAUUAUUGGUCGAGUUUAAACUGAAAAUCAGCUUCUUGUAAGAUCUGCUGUACCAGUAUUAUGGGAUGCAGCAGUAACAGAACUGCAGCUAAUACUACUGGUAGUAAAAACUCAGGAGAGACGGCGACAAGGUCAACAUUCAUCCAAGUCAUUUCAUAUUUAGUGUCUGCUCAUACCCAGUCCCAGUCUGGUGCCGCUUCCCUCAUAAUACACACUUCAGCUACUUUAAAGUCUCUACAUCCAGUUUAUCUGCUGACUGCUAAAUAUCUGCAACGUUUGAAGAAAAAACAACUGAACUUCUGCCUCCAGUCGGUUCCUUAAUGUUCUGGAGCUGGAACCCUGUGGGAAAGCUCCAGUAGAACACUGUCUAAAUGUAGUAUGAGAGGGUAAAUGUGGUACUAGAGGGUAAAUGUAGUACUAGAGGGUAAACAUAGUGUUAGGGGGUAAAUGUGGUACUAGAGGGUAAAUGUAGUACUAGAGGGUAAACAUAGUGUUAGGGGGUAAAUGUAGUACUAGAGAGUAAACAUAGUGUUAGGGGGUAAAUGUAGUAUUAGAGGGUGAAUGUGGUAUUAGAGGGUAAACAUAGUGUUAGGGGGUAAAUGUAGUACUAGAGGGUAAACAUAGUGUUAGGGGGUAAAUGUAGUACUAGAGGGUAAACAUAGUGUUAGGGGGUAAAUGUAGUAUUAGAGGGUGAAUGUGGUAUUAGAGGGUAAAUGUGGUACUAAAGGGUAAAUGUAGUGUUAGAUAGUAGGAUGCACUGAGGCUCCAUAAAAUCUGUUUUCUCUCCGUGACGUCAGUAAAUGUAGAUCAGCUGUAGUUCCUGGUUGUUCCACCAGGUGGAGCCUCUUCCUGUUUAAUCCUGUAAAGACCAGAGGAGGUUAAAGCAGAGAGCAUUGUGGGAGUUUAGCAGCAACGGGCACCAUGACAACGACUGCUGUUGGUUAAUGAGCUCCAAGCAGACCAACUGGGAUCGACCAGGACAAAGCUGUGUUUGUUCUCAGAUCAUGCGGCGAUCAUUUGUGAUGAUUAUUUAUUAGGACGUAUUUCAUAAUCAGCAUCCUGCUACAGCUUAGGCUCUGUUAACGACGCCUGUGUGACAGCAGACAUAAAUAAAAGAUCAAAUCAGUUAAAAACACCUCAAACAUCUUUAAAUCCAACAUACAUACUUCUUGUUUAGUCCUGAACUCGUCUGUCGGUUUUCUCUAAAAUGCCUCCAACAGUUUGAAGGUUUCAGAAGUUUGAGUCUGGCUUUACGUUCACGUUGCUCUGAUACUUCAGAUUUAAAGGAACUUUUAACGCAGCUCUUUGAUUUGUUCAUAGGUUUUAUUUUUUACAUUCACACGAGGUUCAUCCUGAAAUCUGAACCUGAUGUUCGACAAAGUACAACAAGAAUGGAGAUCAGGUUGGACCAACGUCAGCGUUGACCAACCUGAUCUCCAUUCUUGUUGGAGUUUCUGUUUCCUAAAUCAUAGCAGAACCAGUGUGAGAAGUUAAAAGACUUUGUACUGACGUUAUAAAUGGAAUAAUAGAGUGAAAGUAGGUGAUAGCAGAUGAUCUUCAUGGUGUUAAACUGACAACACUCUGCUCAGAUCAGCUGGAAAUAAGGACGUCUGGUAUUAGAGUGAAUAGUUCUGAAUGUGUAGCACAAACUGAUCGCUUUUUUCUGAAAAAUGAACUAAACACAGAAUCUGACGACAUCUUUAGAGUGUUUUUAAGAGUUCUUCAAAGUGAGAAAAAACUUCCAAACAGAAAUGCUGCAGAUGAAACAGCAAACGGCUCAUAUUUACAUGUAAAAGCUUCUCCAUCUUCCUAAUCUCUGCAGAGUUUCUGUGUUUCGUUCUCUUUUCUCGCUGUUUCCAGCGUUUUCCUGGAAACAGAAUGCAGAUUCACGACGUUCAGAAAAUGAGUUUUACUGACAUGAAUGUGGGGAAAGUGAUCAUUUAGAUGGAUUAGUUGUUUUUAUUAAUAUGUUAGAGGUAGCAUUUGCCAAAUGCAGUUUAAUAUUAGUUAUAGGAACUGACAAAACUGAACCUAGAAGAAGCUCAAACUGCCAGUUUGUCCGCCUGGUCGUUGCCAGUCGUCGUUCUCAGCAGAUCUUCAUUUGCCAAAUGCUUUCUGUUUGAUCCGUAUUUCCUGACUUCAUUCAUUUGCACUGUUUUUUACUCUUUUUUUUUUUUAUUUAUUUGGCCUUGUUGUUUUUUUAUUUCGUGCUGCUGGUUGGAACAUUUAGACGUGAAGUCAGGUCUGAAGGUUUAGUUUUGCUUCUGUAGCCUUUGUUAGCAUCGGUUCACAGAUUUAACAGUUUUCUGCUCAAUUCUUAGAUUUAUUUUAUAUGUUUGCAGUCAGUGCCACCAGAGUUUGUGCCUCAGUUUACUGCUGGAAUAUUUAUCAUUUUACACGUCUUAUUUAUAGAUUUGUAGUCUGUUUGUCAGCACUUACAUGUAGUGCUCAUGAUUUAAAAAAAUGUCUAUGCAAAUGUAAAUAUGUGGUCGCCUGAGUUCGAGAGCUCUGAGGACUGAACUACGGAACAGGAUUCAUAAAUCCAGACUUUCUUUGAGUUAGUUGGAUCAACAAAACCUAAAAAUCAGAAAUGAAGAGCAAAACAUUCUUUGUUCAUCAGGUUUUCUUCUUCAGGAACGGGUUGUUCUAAUGGAGAUCCAUGAAGAAUAAGAUCAGUUAAAAAGCAGCACUGAUGCUGUGAAUGAUGCCAGAGAUUAAUGCUGUAAGUUAAUAAAGUGACUCUGAGCUGCACGUUAAAGCUCAGAAACCUUAAACUUCUACAUUUAAACAACCUGAUACUGUCCCAGAGGAAGGAGACGAGGAAAUCAGUUUAGUUUCUGAACAAAUCCUGGUGAAAUCAAUGUUUCUGAUUGAUAAAUAUCAAUAGACUGAUCAAUUUUCUGAUCUGUGUUCAAAUCGGACCAGAUAGAAAAACAUUUGUGUUUAAAAUCCCCGAUGAUGAACAGAACCUCGUCUGGAGCAGGUUAGCUCCACAGCAUCAGUUACCAUGGAGAUCUGGCUCCACAGCAUUAGUUACCGUGGCGUUCUAGCUCCACAGCAUCAGUUACCAUGGCGAUCUAGCUGUGCAGUAUCAGUUACCGUGGCGUUCUAGCAGGUUUACGACAUUGAAACUCUGACUUCAGCCUCAUCUAACCUGCUAACUCGGUGUUCCUGCUUCGUAGCUCCGCCCUCUGAUUCCAGAAACGGAUCCAGGAUAAAGUGAGAGAAAAAAAUCAGGUGAAGUUUACAGACAACACAUUAAAUCCUGUUUAGUGUGAAUAGAUUUAGAUUCUUACUCUGAUCCUGUAAGAGUUUCUGAUUUGUUUUUGACGCUUCAAAGUGACUCAAUCGUCUGGCAGAAGUUUGAAGAAGUCAAAGCUGUGCUGAACGUUGUUGGAGUAACGCUGCCUGCUCUGGUUUACUGACUACAAUAUCGACAAGCUGUUUGUCCCGAUAAUAAACGCUGGUGAUGAAAAUCAAACCAUAAUGUAAUAUUUAAAGGAUCCUCAUUGAGAAAACCUGUCCUCUUUCUUUGCUUUGCUUGAUUUAUCUGCUGCAUUCCAGCCAAUGCUGUUUGUCAUGAAAUGUGUGCAUGGCACGCCCAAUAAAGUUUUUCAAAGUUGA
This is a messenger RNA of Acanthochromis polyacanthus (spiny chromis), 6186 nucleotides long. It is a transcript of the gene lnpkb, whose product is annotated as lunapark, ER junction formation factor. Gene Ontology annotation, cellular component: endoplasmic reticulum tubular network. The transcript is spliced from 15 exons. Bases 171 to 1430 code for a protein of 419 amino acids. The record is from RefSeq and is a predicted model, not a curated record. Gene Ontology annotation, biological process: endoplasmic reticulum tubular network organization. NCBI's taxonomy places the organism in Eukaryota, Metazoa, Chordata, Actinopteri, Pomacentridae.